GAGCUCUGUCUCCAAAACAGCGACAUUUUCUUUCGAUUUUCCUCAUGUCGACUCACGGAGCACCUGCAACAUGUAGGUUAUUUACGUUUGUUGAUUUCAUUCAAGUAACUCGAAGACUUGCGCAUGAACGUCCGUCCGAGGAUUUAUUGUAUUUUUAAGAAUGUAUGACUUUGACAACCACCUUAAGGAAUAAAAGUUAAAAUGUCUGGAGAAUUUACAGACUCUAACUACGAGGAACCAGCAGCGUUUAUCUACGCCGCAUCCUUCAACGUCAGCUGUAUUUUCAACUCGACCAACCGCUCCAAUGGAGACUUCGUCCACCUGUCAGACUUUGGAAAAACUGAAUAUGUUGGAGAUGGCGCCGCUGUUGUGAGGAUUAUCAUCUCUGUCAUUUACUCUCUGGUGUGCGCGCUUGGUCUGGUUGGGAACUUACUGGUCCUGUACCUAAUGAAGUCGAAGCAGGUGUGGAGAAAAUCAUCCAUCAACCUUUUCGUAACUAGUUUGGCCGUGACUGACUUCCAGUUCGUGCUGACUCUGCCGUUCUGGGCGGUGGAAAACGCGCUCGACUUCACGUGGCUUUUCGGCAAAGCCAUGUGCAAGAUAGUUUCAUAUGUGACAGCCAUGAACAUGUACGCCAGCGUGUUUUUCCUCACGGCCAUGAGCGUGGCGAGGUACUGGUCCCUCGCCUCGGCGCUCAAAGGCAGGAGGCGGCGGACGCACUGCUGCUCCGCGCGGUGCAUGACCGUUUUCAUCUGGUUUGCCGCGGUCUCCGCCGCUCUGCCGCACGCAGUUUUCUCCACCACCGUCUCAGUUUCCGACGAGGACCUGUGCCUCGUCAAAUUCCCGGAAAGCAACGGAACUGCGCAGCUUUACCUGGGACUCUACCACUCUCAGAAAGUGCUGCUGGGUUUCGUGGUGCCCCUGGGCAUCAUCUCCGCCUGCUAUCUGCUUCUUCUGCGCUUCAUCACCUCCAAGAACAUCAACACCUCCAGCGCCAAACGACGCGCCAAAGUAACAAAGUCCGUCACCAUCGUUGUCUUGUCCUUUUUCCUGUGCUGGCUGCCCAACCAGGCGCUCACGGCCUGGGGCAUCCUCAUCAAACUCAACGUGGUUCACUUCAGUUACGAGUAUUACACUAUGCAAGUGUACGUGUUCCCCGUGUCCGUGUGCUUGGCGCACUCCAACAGCUGCCUGAAUCCCAUCCUGUACUGCCUGAUGAGGAGGGAGUUCAGAAAGGCGCUGAAAAAACUCUUCUGGCAGAUGACUUCGCCGACCCUGACCACGAUAAGACCGAUCACAGCCACCACAAAGCCAGAGGUGGACGAGCAAGGGCAAGCCCUGGCCCCAGUCUGCGCUUCGGGAGAGCCCGCGGUGGUGUUUUACCCCCCGGGGGUUGCUAUGUACAAUGAAAGAGGAGAUCUGCCGCAGAACAGCACUUAAUAUUCUAAAUAUUCUGUGAUUGGUGUAUUUUUUUUAUCCGUUUAAGUUUCUGCCAGUUCCUGCUUCACAGCUAUCAGAAAGUUGGAUCUGCAUUUCUUACACAGGUGGCAAAACCUGAAAGAGGAACAUACCCGUUACCGGCUUCAUUUUAUACUUACUGCUUUUCUUAAAACACAACUCACAUGUACAUAACAAGGAAUCUUUUUAAUGUGUUUGUCCAGAAGUAAAGUGCAUCAUAAAAAAAGAAAACGCCAGAUGUGCACAUGCUGGUUCCUUCUCUUUGUUCGGGAUGACACAGAGAUUCAGAUUUUUAAAUGCCACAGUGAGCUCAGGUGCCAUGUUAACGACGAAUGAGUGUGAAUCAAAUGAGUUUCACGGAGGUUUGCUGAUUUUAAAUGAGGGGGGAAAUAGAUUACCCGGAGUAAAGGGGGGUAUUCUGUGCUGCAUGGAUAUCGGACAGUCUUCUUCAAAUAACCUUGCAGUUGUUUCACAGUUAAUGCCAUUUAAAAUGAACAUCGAAUGCUUUAUUGUCAUCAAUACAACAAUCGGUUCAAUGUAACCUAAAUAAAGUCAGUCUUUGUGAAUUUGCAUGAUUUUUAUGCAGAAGUGUUGCUAUUUAAACAGCUUUAAUCUCAAUAUCUUUUAUUUGCCACGGAAACACAAAAGUAAUAUACCAUUACAUACCCAGAUGAGAAUUAAUCUCAUGUUAUAUCACAAACAGGCACAAAGUGGAUUCCAUAUAGUGCUCACUUUACUCUCCUUUACUAUGUCUCCAUCAUUAAUGAAGAAAUUAAAGUCAUAAAGUGAAAAUUAAGAGCAUCUUAAAAUCACAUAUUUUCCACUGCUACAGAUGGCAGCACUUAACUACAGCAAAUCCUGUUAUGUGAAGGAGCCCGGGGGGAAUGCUACUUUUAAUAAACCAGGAGCAAGUGAAUCAUAAAAAAGGAAACACAAUUUAAAAGCAGUUUAAAAGGAGUCAAAAGUGACAAUUGAUUGCUGUCAGAUGACAGGCCCAACCACACACAAUCAGCAAACACAUUAAUACAAGUUUGCCAGAGUGAAACUCCGCACUAAUAGACAAUUAACUGUGCAGCUGUAACAAACAGCAGGAACAGGAUUUAAUUAGGCGGUGAAAUGAUUACUCUCUUAUUUCUAUAACGAUUAGUGAAACUCAUUUGGUUAAGAACCGACGUCCUCUUCUCGGCUCUGUCAGAUAAACCAGUGACACAGACAAGUGGAAUGAGUGAAUUCCUACAUGACAGAGAUAAAGACGGCACUGAAACAAUCAGCAGCCUCGAGGAGAAUUUCCUUUCACAUAGCAGAAGGCUAAUGUGAUUUCAAUCAAAUGGCUAAUGGCUAAUUAGGUCCUGGAUAUUAAAUUAAAGUAGCACCCCAGAGCUGUCAUGUGGGUGUUUAACCUGGCAGCCAUGGUGUGGUGUGCACACACGUCGGUGAGCAUGUAAUCUGUUAGUAAAAAUCCCUUUGAGGGAAGGAAAAUAACUAAAAAUCCUUAUUAAGAAUUCAAAUGUGUAUUCUGCAUAAAUUGAGCUAACAUCUCCAGAUCUCCCACAGCGCUGGAGAAGAGCCUUUGAUGUGUCAUGACGAACGCCAACGGAAGCAUUUUUUCUAAGAUAUGUAGAUCUUCUAAGGACACAGUUCUAAAGUCUUUUUUUUCUGUGUGUGUGUUUGUGCCACAUUUACAUUUUUCGAUCGUUUCCCUAAUAUUUUUGACGUGCGACAUGGUGAUAAACACCUAGGAAAUGAACUGCUGACUAAAGUUUUAAUGGCAGUUUUGGAUUCAGCAACCACAUUUUUUCUGAUAGCAUAACAGUUAAUGUGAAAUAAGGAUGGAAAACAAGCUUCGAAAAGUCAGCAAGCUACUGAUCUGUCUCCCGUCCUUACAACUGUCUACAUAAACCCUGGUAUAAUGAGGAGAAAACAAAGUUGGAGAGUUGUUUUUUUUGACUGCCACUAAAAAUAAUAAUAAUAAUAAUAAUAAACAACUCAAAUAGCUGAAAGCAAAUGUUGGCCUGGUACACACUGGUUACUACUAUGCCUAAAGAUAUAUUUUAAAGCUAAGUCAACAAUUAUGUGAAAUAGGAAAAAGUCCAAUAUCCUUUGACCUAUCUAUCCACCCCAAACUCCUCCAUGGGUGGACUUAGUGGCUAUAAAACCCAUGUCAUGUUUUCUACAUCCACAAGAGGGCACUGUCACAAUGAAAUAUAACUGUAUGUGUUUGGGGUAUUUUUAAUUAUUUUAGGACAGUCUUGAAACAUGAAUAUAAAAACAACCGCCCACGCUCAAACUCUGCACACUCACUGUGUGGCAUAAUGACUUUCAGACAUCCAGAUUAAAUAAAAAUCUGGAAAAUACACCUCAGAUUGGACACAAGUCACGUCGAUGCAGUAAUUCAAUUGUGUUUGGAGAUUCCUACUUGACUUCUUCUUGUCUCAUGGCUUUUAAAUUUAGAUUUUGUUGCUAUUUUUCACCGCAAGUUUGUGAUCUUAGGGAUCCACAUAAAUAUAUAUAAC
Molecule: messenger RNA, 3971 nt
Organism: Mugil cephalus (flathead mullet)
Lineage: Eukaryota; Metazoa; Chordata; Actinopteri; Mugiliformes; Mugilidae
Gene: rxfp3
Product: relaxin family peptide receptor 3
Exons: 1
Coding region: 202-1440 (412 amino acids)
Biological process (GO): G protein-coupled receptor signaling pathway; immune response
Cellular component (GO): membrane
Molecular function (GO): G protein-coupled receptor activity
Source: RefSeq, a predicted model, not a curated record